AUGAGCCACAACAGCACUCCUCACAUGAUGAACAAGCACACACCGGGGCUGGAGAAGAAGGGGUUCCCCGAUUCUUCGCGCUCGGUGUCCGACGCCGGCGCCACCACCCUGAAGCAGCUCCUCAACGCCUAUAUCUAUGAUUUCUUGGUCAAGUCAAGACUACCGCAGACCGCCCGUCUGUUUGUCAGCGAGGCUGACGUGCCACUGGCCCCGCCGCUGGCGCAGACGCCCCAGCCGAACCCGCUGACGCCGCUGGCGCAGUUCAACCGCGAAAACAACUUGCCCAACGUCGCCAUCACCAUGGACUGCCCUCAGGGAUUUUUAUACGAGUGGUGGCUGGUGUUCUGGGACGUGUUCCAUGCCAAAGGCGCGCCGCCCCUGGGCAAGCCGGCGCUGCUGUACUACCAUCUUCAGCAGAUGAAGCAACGGCAGGACAGCUGGGCCGCCAACCCGCAACAGGCAGCGGCGCAGUUUGCCCCCCAACCGACUCAGAUUCCGGGCCAACAGCCGGUGAUGCACCAGCAGAUGGGAGCUCCUCAACAAAUGGUACCGCCACUGGCGCCGCAGCAGUCCCACCAACCAGGGGCCCCGGGCCCUCAGCCUCAGGGCGAUUAUAAUCAGCGCAUGAUGAUGCAUCAGAUGAUGAAGACCGGCCACCAGCAGUCGCCCCAGGGAGCGCCGCAGCCGCAACCGAUGAUGGGACCGCAACAGGCUGGCGCCCAACAGUACUUCAACCCUCAGAACCGCAUGCAGCAGAUGGCCCAGAACCAGAUGAACACUUUGCGGCAACAACAGGCAGCCGUCGUCGCUGCCCAGCAACAGCAGCAGCAACAGCAGCGUAAGCUGUCGACGGCAGCGCUGUCCCCGGCGGCGCGUAUGAUGCCGCAAUACCCAUACCCCCAGGGCCCCCCUGUACCUGGCGUGCCGCAACAGCAGCAGCCCCAGGGCGCCAACCCUCAGCAACAGGCCAACCCUUAUAUGCAAAAGGGCCUGCCGAUCAUCAACGGCGCGGUGCCGCAGCCGCAAAAGGAUCAGGCCGGCCACACCCGCAACAUGCUGGCGCUCCAGGACUACCAGGAGCAGCUCAUGUUGUUGGAAAAGCAGAACAAAAAGCGGUUGGACAUUGCUCGUAACAACGGGCUGGGCGACCCGCAAGGGUUUGUCCCGGGGAUGAUGGCGCCACCGAUGGGUGCCGACCAGCCACCGAUCAAUGGUGCUCCCCAAAUGCCUAUGAACGGUAAUGGAAUGACGCCAGCCAUGGGACCGGGUAAUGGCCCCCAAAUGGCGCAACAACAGGCGAUGGCGAUGGGUAAGCCUCCGAUGGGAGUGCUGCCGAUGAACAAUCCCCAAAAGCCACUGCCAGUGACGCUGACGCUGAGCCCCGUCAUUGGCACCAAGCCUCUGCCUAGCGUCAAGAAGAAGGAGGCGGCGCUGGCCAAAGGCCGGCGCAAGAACCUGACUCUGGGGGCUACCGCCAACUCGCAGUCGCAAGCGGCCCCACUGGCACAGCCGGCGAUGAACGCUCACCUUAAAAAGGAAUUCAACACUCCGCUUACUCCGGCGCUGGAGCCGAACCUGGCUGAGAACAAGCGUAAGCGUAAGGGUUCGGCGCCCACCGAUUCGCCCAAGAAAUUGCUGAAGACCGCGGCCAAGAAGGAGCUGUCGAUCAUCGAGGAAACCGAGGAACCGCUGACAUCGCUGGCGCAACCGCUGGCGCAACCACUGGCGCAACCACUGGCGCCUCUGGCACCGCUGGCACCUGAUAACUUCUCGGUCGACCUCAUUGACGGCGGCGUGUUUGGCCUGGGCGGCAUUGCCGUCGGCAACUCUGGAGGCAUGGAGGAGAUUGAUUUUUUUAAAUUUAUGGAGGGCAACGGUGACGCCGCACUUCACGACGGCAUGGGGUUCCCCGGCUGGGGUAACGAGGAGAUGAUGCAGGACAGUUGA
This is a messenger RNA of Diutina rugosa, 1947 nucleotides long. RefSeq names its product Flo8p (gene FLO8). The record is from RefSeq and is a predicted model, not a curated record. The coding region runs from base 1 to 1947 and encodes 648 amino acids. Gene Ontology annotation, cellular component: nucleus. Lineage: Eukaryota; Fungi; Ascomycota; Pichiomycetes; Serinales; Debaryomycetaceae. The transcript has a single exon. Gene Ontology annotation, molecular function: protein binding.